AUGACCCAUUUACAAGCAGGACUUAGUCCAGAGACAAUAGAGAAAGCCCGCCUGGAACUGAAUGAAAACCCAGAUAUUCUGCAUCAGGACAUCCAGCAAGUCAGGGACAUGAUCAUCACAAGACCUGACAUUGGGUUUUUACGUACAGAUGACGCCUUCAUCUUGAGAUUUCUCCGAGCCAGAAAGUUUCACCAAACUGAGGCCUUCAGACUGCUCGCUCAAUAUUUCCAAUACCGCCAAUUAAAUCUGGAUAUGUUCAAAAACUUCAAGGCUGAUGAUCCAGGAAUCAAACGGGCUCUGACAGAUGGGUUUCCAGGAGUACUGGAAAACCGAGACCACUGUGGCAGGAAGAUUCUUCUGCUUUUUGCAGCCAACUGGGAUCAGAGUAGGAACUCCUUCAUAGAUAUCCUUCGGGCUAUCCUGCUGUCCCUGGAAGUGCUCAUUGAAGAUCAGGAGCUUCAGAUAAAUGGCUUCAUUCUAAUUAUAGAUUGGAGCAACUUCUCCUUCAAGCAAGCCUCCAAGCUUACGCCAUCUAUCCUCAAACUGGCCAUUGAAGGGUUACAGGACAGCUUUCCUGCCCGUUUUGGAGGAGUCCAUUUUGUCAACCAGCCCUGGUACAUCCAUGCACUGUACACGCUAAUCAAACCAUUCCUCAAAGACAAGACAAGGAAAAGGAUCUUUCUUCAUGGUAACAACCUGAACAGCCUCCACCAGCUAAUACACCCUGAAUGCCUGCCCUCUGAAUUCGGGGGGACUCUUCCUCCAUACGACAUGGGGACGUGGGCUCGAACGUUACUUGGUCCCGACUACAGCGAUGAAAAUGAGUACACCCACACCUCCUACAAUGCCAUGCAUGUGAAGCAUGCCUCCUCCAACUUGGAGAGGGAGGCCUCGCCCAAACCCAUGAAAAGGUCCCAGUCUGUGGUGGAAGCUGGCACGUUGAAACAUGAGGACCAGGGGGAAAGCGAGAACACCCAACCACUGCUGGCUCUGGAUUGA
Colius striatus (speckled mousebird) is the source of this 999-nucleotide messenger RNA. RefSeq names its product clavesin 1 (gene CLVS1). Bases 1 to 999 code for a protein of 332 amino acids. NCBI's taxonomy places the organism in Eukaryota, Metazoa, Chordata, Aves, Coliiformes, Coliidae. Gene Ontology annotation, cellular component: membrane. Gene Ontology annotation, molecular function: phosphatidylinositol bisphosphate binding. The transcript is spliced from 5 exons. The record is from RefSeq and is a predicted model, not a curated record.